Molecule: messenger RNA, 376 nt
Organism: Entrophospora sp. SA101
Lineage: Eukaryota; Fungi; Glomeromycota; Glomeromycetes; Entrophosporales; Entrophosporaceae
Source: the annotation of a GenBank genome assembly
CAAAAAUCACCCUCGAAUUAAAGAGUUAUUAAGCCAAAAUAAAUUACAAAAAGAUAAAAAAUUUACUGUUCGCUAUGGAAAAGUGGAUAAAAAAUCUGAUAGCGGUCUUUUGUUUACCUUUAAUGAAAAUAAUCAGGAAUUAGAAAUUAUUGAAGUCGGAAAUCCCAGUCCGCAACCGGACAGCAAAGGGUUCAAGUUUGUUGGCACAAAAAUAAAUGACAAUACUUAUAAAUACAAAAUAGUCCUAGAUGUAGAUGGUAGUGAAAUAGAUUUUACUAAUUUUAUCAUUUUUCUUAAAACAAAGGACAAACAUUUUUUCCAAGCAUUCCAAGGAGCCUUAAAAGAUGCUAAUUCUAAAUUUCCAGCCUAUUUUUGA